CGAUAUACCAAAUUUUUAUGCCACUAACGUUCGCAGCGAUUUGUUUAAUGAGAAUGUGAAUGCAUUCCCAUUUUUAAGAUGCGACGCUUUAAAAUUUGUUAUGUUAUUCCGCAAUCACUUACCAAUCGAAGAAUUAAUUCAAGUUAUCUCAGCAAUUCUUGCAACACUUUCUUCAUCCCAUAUAAUCUUACACCAGUAUGCUGCGGUAGCACUGGAAAGGAUAUUAUUGGUACGAUUGAAGAAUACUGAUAAGUUAUUAUUUAAUUGUGAUAAUGUAGUUGUUGGUCCUUUAAUUUCUUCGUUAUUCAAUUGCUUCUCCAUUUAUCCAAAAGCGCAAAAUUCUCAUUAUUUGAUGAAAGCUGUUAUGCGAUGUUUCAACAUAAUCGAUAAUGAAUCUGCGAAGCAUUCCAAUGAAAUUAUUGAUAGAAUGACAAAUAUGAUCGCAACUGCUGUUAAGACACCGGUUGAUCCUCUUCAUAUCCAUUAUGUGUUUGAAUCACUUUGUAUUCUUAUCAGAAGGGCUUAUUUGAUAGUCGAUGGCGGAAUCGAUAAAUAUGUAAUACCUUUGAUUGAAAACAUUCUUGCGAAUGAUGUAAUUGAAUUCACACCGUAUUCUUUACAGCUUACUGCCGUAUUACUUGAUGAAGCAUAUGAACAAAAAAAAAAAACAGGAACGUCAUUGAUUGAUAGUUAUUUACCAUUUUUCAAUUAUCUUAUGAAAGAAGACUUGUGGAAUCGAACAGCAAAUAUUCCUGCUGCUUUACUAGUAAUUGAAUCAUUUCUUCAAUGCAGUAGCGAAAACAUAUUGGCGAAUCAUUCAUCAAUGAUUCAAGCUAUCUAUCAAAAGCUGAUGGGCUCAAAAGCGCAAGAUCAUUUUGGAUUCCAGUUGGCAAUUUCUCUGGUACCUAAAGUGGCAGUUAAAUCAAAUAUACAGGUGCUGGAAUCCAUUCAAAGUGGGAUGUUUAAAAUGGUAAUUGAAAAAGUCAUCACGGUUGAAUUGAAUGAAAUGAGUCGGAUAUUAAGAUUUGAAGAAAAGCGUAUAUGUUGCAUUGGUCUAAUUAAUUUAACCGUGGAAACAGCUGAUUACUUGGGUGAAUAUUAUGCUGUCAUGGUAGAAGGGCUUGUGAAAAUUGCCGAAACAUCUGUCUAUGAUGCUUCAGGAAUUGAAGAUCAAUGCGAUGAACAUGAGUUGAUUGAAGCCUAUAAUGAUCGUUAUUGUAAACUUGUGUAUGCUCAGCAUAAAUUCACUCUUGCUGUUGAGAUCCAAAAUUUCAAAGGUUAUUUGCACUUUUCUUAG
Messenger RNA from Dracunculus medinensis (Guinea worm), 1297 nucleotides. Lineage: Eukaryota; Metazoa; Nematoda; Chromadorea; Rhabditida; Dracunculidae. The record is from the annotation of a GenBank genome assembly.